AUGGUCCCUUGGGCCGAAGGUUUGACAGUCCUGCGGUUGCGAUACUAUUUCUGGGGUCCUGGCAAUACUCUGCAACAUUCGCUGGAGGGACUCAUGCGGACCUUGCUUCAUCAACUGUACCAACAGCUGGACAACAGGUUCGUGCAGUAUGUGCCUCAUCACAAGUGGACAUCAGCGCAAACAUCUCGUGGUACCACUCUGAAGUGGACGGUAUCUGAACUCCGGGAGUCCUUGAGGAUAAUCCUCUCGUACGUUUCGAGGUCUUGUAGAGUCUUGUUCAUAUUAGACGGCUUGGACGAGAUCGACGGUGAUGAAGACUCGCGAGACGACCUGGCUCAGUUCGUGCAAGAGCUUGCCCGCUGGCAUGGCGUCAAAUUGAUCGUCUCAAGCCGUCGCUGGACAGUUUUCCAGGAUGCAUUUGCCACAUGUCCACAAUUGCGUUUGGAAGACCUGAAUUAUCAAGACAUUCGGUUGUUCGUGGAAGGCCAACUGCAAUCGAACGCGCGGUACCAACAGAUGGUAGCUCACGAACCUCGAGCUGUACAUCUUGUGGCUCAGUUGACCUCCAAAGCGGAAGGCGUCUUCCUGUGGGUCCGGCUGAUCAUCAAGGAGCUUUUCCGCGGCAUUCGAGAUGGCGAUACCUAUGCAAUGCUUGAGUACCGCGUGCAAAGUCUACCCAGCGAUCUGAGCCAAUACUUCGCCCAAUUGUUCGAUUCCAUUGAACCACGUCACCGUCGCGAAGCAUGCAUAUUCUUCCAAAUCGCGCUU
Molecule: messenger RNA, 768 nt
Organism: Zymoseptoria tritici IPO323
Lineage: Eukaryota; Fungi; Ascomycota; Dothideomycetes; Mycosphaerellales; Mycosphaerellaceae
Exons: 1
Source: RefSeq, a predicted model, not a curated record